Closterium sp. Naga37s-1 is the source of this 3083-nucleotide messenger RNA. NCBI's taxonomy places the organism in Eukaryota, Viridiplantae, Streptophyta, Zygnematophyceae, Desmidiales, Closteriaceae. The record is from the annotation of a GenBank genome assembly.
AUGGUUGCCUUCGUCUUCCCCCCCCUUCCCUUCCUCUUACUCUUCCCGUCGUUCCCCCUUCCCUUCCCCUUCCCCUUCCCUUUCCGCUUCCCCUGUACCUUAACGUUGUUCCCCUUCCUCCUCAACAUCGCCUUCACUUUCCGUUUCACGUUCCCCACUUUCUCUUUUCCCCCCACCUCCCUUCCCCUUCACCUUCCCUUUCCCGUUUCCAUUCCUGUUCACCAUCCCCUUCCCCUACACAAUGCUGCUGUUUCCAUUAUCCUCGUUUGCAGAGUCUCCUUUACCCCGUUUGAAGAUCCAGUCUGCUCUCCAGAGGGUCACGUCUACGAUAUUGUUAACAUUGUGCCUUACAUCCAGAAGUUCAAGCGUAACCCGGUUACCGGCAAGCCUCUGGCUCUCAAGGACCUGAUCAAGCUUCACUUCCACAAGAACGCCGACGGCGAGUACCAUUGCCCAGUUUUGAAGAAGGUGUUUACCGAGUUUACCCACAUCGUUGCUGUCAAGACAACCGGCAACGUGUUCUGCUACGAGGCCAUCAGGGAGCUGAACGUGAAGCCCAAGAACUGGAAGGAGCUGCUCACAGAUAAGCCCUUCACACGUGCUGACAUCAUCACCAUUCAGGACCCCAACAAUCUGGAUGCCAAUGUGCUCACGGAGUUCGACCACGUCAAGCAGAACCUCGCCGCUCCCAAGGAAGGCGAAGGCAGCGCAGCAGCAUCAGGAGUGAAUGCAGCAGUGUCGGAGAGCAUUCAGCGGGUCCUGGCUGCCCUUCCAAAGAACGAUGGCGAGGAGCCUGGAGUCGGCUCAUCCAAAGGUGCAUCCCAGUUACUAAUGGGCGGGGGAGGAAGCAAGGCGAGGAAGGAAGCAGCAGCGGCAGCAGCAGCACUAGAUGCAAGGAAAGCAGAAGAGGUUGCGGCUGCUGCCGCUGCUGCUGCUAGAGAGGCCCUAGCUGCACAGGAGGGAGAAGAGGGCGCGGAGCAAGGGGGGGGAGGAGGAGCGGAAGGAACAGGGGGGGCGGGAGGAGCAGGAGCAGGUGGUAAAGGAAAGGGGGGUGGGGAGAAGGCGAAGAGGAAGCGAGGAGAGCAGCGGGAAGCGGAGCAGCAGAAGAAGCACGUGCAGCAGCAGAUCCUGCAGAGGCAGAGAGAAAUGGAGGCCCCUUCAAUCGCCGGCAGCGCAGCAACCGCCGCUGGUGCUGCUGGUACAGCAGGCGCAGCAGGAGCAGCAGGAGGAGGCACAGGCGCCCCUCCGCCUAUGAGCAUUGUCGAUGCGGCGAGUGCUGCUCUCUCCGGCCGCAGCGCCGCCGCGGCCAAGGCAACCGACGAGAAGAAAGCCCACGCGCGCGCAGCCGCGCACGCAGCAGGGCAGCGGGUGCUGAUCAAAGAAAACACGAAGCUGGUCAGGAGCGCGUACACCUCCGGAGCGACUACCCGGUCGUUUACCUCUACGGUGUAUGAGCCGGUGACUACGACGGAGUUUGAGAUGGUGAGGGUGGAGAAGAAGCCGAAGAAGAAGGGGUACUGCCGCGUGCACACGAGUGCGGGCGACCUGAACGUGGAGCUGCAUUGUGAUAUUGCCCCAAGGACCAAUUUCAUGAUUCAAGGGGGAGACCCCACGGGCACAGGCAAGGGAGGCCAGUCGGCGUGGGGCAAGCCGUUUCAGGACGAGUUUGACUCGCGGCUGGGCCACAGCGAGAGGGGAGUGCUGUCCAUGGCCAACAGCGGCCCUCACUCCAACGGCUCGCACUCCCUCGAACGCUCGCAGAAUUUCAUGAUCCAGGGAGGGGACCCUACUGGUACAGGCAAGGGGGGGCAGUCGGCGUGGGGCAAGCCGUUUCAGGACGAGUUUGACUCGCGGCUGGGCCACAGCGAGAGGGGAGUGCUCUCCAUGGCCAACAGCGGCCCUCACUCCAAUGGCUCGCAGUUCUUUGUGCUCUUCAAGUCGGCGCCGCAUCUUAAUUACAAGCACUCGGUGUUCGGCCGCGUGGUGGGGGGAAUGGAGACCCUGACUGCCUUGGAGAGGAGUGCUGUGGAUGACAAGGACAUGCCUCUGAAACCCAUUACCAUAGAGAGCAUCUCAGUGUUUGUCAACCCAUACACGGAAAUAGAUGCAGAGGCAGAGGCGGAGGAAGCAGCAGCAAGGGAGAAGGAGGAGAGGAAGGGCAAGGAGCCCACGUGGGAGGAGCAACAGGAGAUGGAUGCUGUGGGGAGUUGGUACAGCAACCCCUUGGCAGGCAAAGAGGCGCCGAAAGUCUUCAAGUCGCAAGGAAUCGGCAAGUACUUGAAUCCAUCAGUGGCAAAGCCUUCUGAGGGCAGUGGGUCUGGAUCGAAGGCAAUGGGUCCACCCCCAGUUCCUGUAAAGAAGGCUCAGCCAAGCUCUUAUGGAAACUUUGAUGCUUGCCGCAGCCAAGCCCCCCCUUCUUACCCCCUUCCCUGGGACGACGUAUCACGGCCCGCCACGUGGCCUGCGCCGGCAAGCGCGGGCCCGAACGGCGCGGCUGGCAGGGGGAUGCGCGCAGGGGGAAGGGAUGGGGCGGAGGCGGGGAGCGCCGGGAUGGGGGGAGGAAUGGGGGGAGGAAUGGGGAGAGGGAUGGGGGGAGCGAUGGGGGGAGCGAUGGGGGGAGGCAUGGGGGCGAUGGCGGGGGCGAUGGGGAUGGAUGCGGGGGCGCGCGGAGGGGCGGACUACUCGAUGAGCGACCCCAUCUGGGCCGCCAUCCGCGCGGAAGCGAGGCUGGAGGCAGAGCGAGAGCCGAUCUUGAGCAGUUUCCUCUACGCGUCCAUCCUCGCCCACUCCUGCUUCGAGCGCUCUAUCGGAUUCGUUCUCGCAAAUCGCCUGCAGAACGUGACGCUGCUGGCGACUCAGCUGAUGGACGUGUUUGACUCGGUGCUCAUGCUGCCCAAUAUCAGAGCGGCUAUCAGGGCGGAUGUGCAGGCUGUGCGGGAUCGGGAUCCGUCGUGCCGCUCCUACUCCAAUGCCCUCCUCUACUACAAGGGAUACCACGCUUUGCAGUCGUACCGUAUCGCCCAUGCCUUGUGGAACCGAGGUCAGCGCAUCUUGGCGCUUGCGCUGCAGUUGGCAUAUCCGAG